GUGGCCCCGCCAAUGGGUGCAUACUUUGUCGUUAGCCGCGGAGCACUGGGGUUUGGCCCACACUGGGCCGAGUCUGGGCCAGUAGGCGGAUGGUACCCAGCCGCGGAAAGUGACAGUGAGCUGUGGCGUCACCCAUAGCAGCGUCUUAUCCGUACUGAGCUUCCUCACCUGCCUCCUCCGCGUUCUCCUCAGGCCCGGCCAUGGAGCGCCAGGUCCAACGGCUUCGUCAGGCUUUCCGGUCCGGCCGAUCGCGGCCGCUGCGCUUCCGAUUGCAGCAGCUCGAGGCCCUGCGGAGGAUGGUGCAAGAACGCGAGAAGGACAUCUUAGCAGCCAUCGCAGCAGACCUGAGUAAAAGUGCACUCAAUGCAUACAGUCAUGAAGUCAUUACCAUCCUUGGGGAGAUUGAUUUUAUGCUGGGGAAUCUUCCUGAGCUGGCUUCUGCUCGACCGGCUAAGAAGAACCUGCUUACCAUGAUGGAUGAGGCCUAUGUUCAGCCAGAGCCUCUGGGAGUCGUACUGAUUAUUGGAGCUUGGAACUACCCUUUUGUUCUUACCAUGCAACCCCUGGUGGGAGCCAUUGCUGCAGGAAAUGCUGCCAUUGUGAAGCCCUCGGAACUCAGUGAAAACACGGCCAAGAUCUUGGCUGAACUCCUCCCUCAGUAUUUAGAUCAGGACCUGUACGCGAUUAUUAAUGGCGGUGUUGAGGAAACCACGGAGCUUCUGAAGCAGCGGUUUGAUCACAUUCUCUAUACAGGAAACACUGCCGUUGGAAAAAUUGUCAUGGAAGCUGCUGCCAAGCACCUGACCCCUGUGACCCUGGAACUCGGGGGCAAAAGCCCAUGUUACAUUGACAGAGACUGUGACCUGGACAUUGCUUGCAGACGCAUAACCUGGGGAAAGUACAUGAAUUGUGGUCAAACCUGUAUUGCUCCCGACUAUAUCCUCUGCGAAGCCUCCCUCCAGGGUCAAAUUGUACAGAAGAUUAAGGAUACAGUGAAGGACUUUUAUGGGGAAAAUAUAAAAGCUUCUCCUGAUUAUGAAAGGAUCAUCAAUCUUCGUCACUUUAAGAGGAUACAGAGUUUGCUUGAAGGACAGAAAAUAGCUUUUGGUGGAGAGACUGAUGAGGCCACACGCUACAUAGCCCCAACCAUACUCAUUGAUGUUGAUCCUAACUCCAAGGUGAUGCAAGAGGAAAUUUUUGGACCAAUUCUUCCAAUAGUGUCUGUGAAAAAUGUAGAUGAAGCCAUAAAUUUCAUAAAUGAUCGAGAAAAGCCCCUGGCACUCUACAUAUUUUCUCAUAACAAUAAGCUAAUCAAACGGGUGAUUGAUGAGACAUCCAGUGGUGGCGUCACAGGCAACGAUGUCAUCAUGCACUUCACUGUUAAUUCUCUGCCCUUUGGAGGUGUGGGUGCCAGUGGAAUGGGGGCUUACCAUGGAAAAUACAGUUUUGAUACCUUUUCUCAUCAGCGCCCCUGCUUGUUGAAAGGGCUAAAGGGGGAGAGUGUUAACAAGCUCAGGUACCCCCCCAACAGCGAGUCCAAGGUCAGCUGGGCCAAGUUCUUCCUGCUGAAGCAGUUCAACACAGGGCGGCUGGGGCUGCUGCUGCUUGUGUGCUUGGUCGCGGUUGUAGCUGUGAUUGUCAAGAAAUACCAAGCUCUGCCGAGGGGAAAAGCCCUGUUGGCUUCUCUGAUAGUUCAUAGACUGCGCUGGUCCAGUAAGCACUGACGGUCAGGCCUCAGCUGUCUGUUGAGAGUGAGGAUCAGCUGUAAUGACUUCUUCGUAGCCUCUACUGAAGUAUCCCUCUACUAAAUGGUUAACAAACCAAUACUUUUAAAAUCGUACCCAAAGCAGGAGAUUCACAGAUGUGCUGCAGUCAAAACUAAGUUGUUGCCACAAACCACCAAGGAAAGUCAGUGUUUGAGCCAAGCCUCAGCGUUUGUCAGCCACGCAGGUGUUGAGAGGGCAUAGACGGGGCUGGGGUAAGAACACAUUACACUAGAUCCCAGUCCACAGCGCUGUGUCAGGGAGACCUGCUAACUGCUCCUGACCUCUUUACUCUAGCCCAUAGCUCUGCCCACUCCAUUGUCAACACCACCCAGGCUUUCCAGCUGUCCUCUGUUGUCUGGAGAGCUGAGGCUAGGUCUUCCCAGCUCCUGUUAGGGAUCGAGGUACUAAAACUGGGCAGGCGGAUAUGUCCACCUCCUCCCUGUGGCCUUCAGGAGUCAGCUCUCAUGUAAACAUCCUUUCUUACUCAUAGAGCAUCACUCAAAGGAUGUGUGUUUGUGACAGUCUGUGGUGACUGUCCCAGUGCCUUCGUGAUGAACUAAACUAUACUGAGCCUCUUGCCAAGAAACAGUGCUUUCUUUGUGAAUGCCACUCAGAGCAUCUUGCAGUCACAUCUAUCUGUUCCAGAGCCUGAGGCCAGAAGAUUCCUGAGCCCAGGAGUUUGAGGCCAACCUAGACAACAUGAUGGGGACCCUUCCCCAUUCUUCAUAAAAAUCCCCUCGAGACCCUCAAGUUGAAUGUUAUGUAGAUCUUCAAAGAUAAUUCUUCUGCUUAUUUUCGUAGCACAAUGCAAGGAAAUUUUACUUCUUAAUCUUAGAGAGAUUCCUACAAAUACUAAAGCAUGGAGUCAUUCCUGCUGUGAGAAGGGGGUUGGUAGACCUCACGGGUCAGGGACUGCUGGAGGAGACUGUGCUGAGGAGGCACGCUGAAGCGACGGGAUGGUCAGAAGUGCUCCGAGCAAGCGGGACAUCAUUCUCAGUCAGAUCCUAAUGUGGCCAAGCAGGGAUGUGGCAGAGAUCUGUGCGGAAACCAGCUUCCUGCUGCAGUGGCCUGGCUAGGCCCAAAGCUCCACGCUGCAGAGCCCUCACUGCCUUCCUGGGAUCCAAAUUAAUACUUGGCCCACUCAAUGAGAAUGUAACUUGCUUACUGAAUGUACAACCAUGUUUGCUGAGUGAUCUGUUCUGGGGCUGUCUGAAGUGUAUUGUGUGAGGUAUCAAGAACAAAUCAUUGGCUCGUUUUGCAAAUAGUUGCUUAAGUAGCUAUUGUCAUAGACUAAUCAUAAAAUAUUUUGCACAAAAUUUCAAUGUUGAAUUUGCACUUAUUGUUGUUAUAUUAAAUUAUAAAUCAUAGCUUCUAGUUAGGCCAAAAUACUUACAUACUCUACGAUCUUCAAAAUAAAUGUAUUUCAUAAAU
Molecule: messenger RNA, 3197 nt
Organism: Apodemus sylvaticus (European woodmouse)
Lineage: Eukaryota; Metazoa; Chordata; Mammalia; Rodentia; Muridae
Gene: Aldh3a2
Product: aldehyde dehydrogenase 3 family member A2
Exons: 11
Coding region: 201-1724 (507 amino acids)
Biological process (GO): aldehyde metabolic process
Cellular component (GO): cytoplasm
Molecular function (GO): aldehyde dehydrogenase (NAD+) activity
Source: RefSeq, a predicted model, not a curated record